CCUGUGUGGUGCCGUGGAGAAUGAGCUAUCGUCAAGUAGCAACAAACAUAUGUAUGAAGACGAGUUGUUCUUAAAAUUCCCCUUUACCAAUUCCUGCACUUGUAUACAUACGACUUAAAAUGGCGGACAAGUUCGACAACCUCGAGGAGCACCUGGAGAAGUUUGUGGAGAACAUUCGACAAUUAGGAAUCAUCGUGAGUGAUUUUCAGCCCAGCAGCCAGACAGGACUGAACCAGAAGCUAAACUCGAUGAUAACUGGGCUUCAAGACAUCGAGAAGUGCCGUCAGCAGCUCCAUGAGAUCAAUGUUCCGCUAGAGGUGUUCGAGUACAUUGACCAAGGCAGAAACCCACAGCUGUACACCAAAGAGUGUCUGGAGCGAGCACUGGCCCGCAACGAGCAGGUCAAAGGAAAGAUAGACACAAUGAUGAAAUUCAAAAGUCUUCUCAUCUCUGAGCUGAGCAAAGUUUUUCCAGAGGAUAUGGCGAAGUACAAGGCUAUACAUGGUGAUGAUGCCCCUUCCUUGUGACUGCAGCACUGUGACCAUUCUAACCAGAGACCCUUAAACUAGAAGUCAUAUCAGGGUUUGUCCAAGAUGGAUGUCCUUUCAUUGGCAGCAGUGAUAAACUGCCAUGUUCCAAGACAGUUUUAGUGAUGGGUUGGACGUAGUACUGUCCUGGACGGAUGACUCUACGCCAAACAAGGUUACUACCCACGAUUGGACCUUAUAUAACGGAUUGCUGUGGUCCAGCAGUUACUUUUUUAAUGCCACAAAAUCUGUCCAAAAUGAUUCUUGAUACGAAAUUUAGCAUGUUAUAUCAAAAUAAAAUGGUCAUGUUAACGUAGCCUUGAAUGGCAACAGUCCAAGAAUCAGUGCUCUUAAGAAGUGACCUAGUUGAUUCAACUUGAUUCCACUCUCCAACUGUCUCUCUAGAAAUAUUUGCUUUUGAGCCUGGAUUUAAGUAUUUGGAUGGGAAAUGUCUUUGUACUGCCAUAUUUUUAAUAAAUUAUUCUUAUUCUGCACAUGUUGGUCUGCUUUGCUGCGUUUUUUUAGUACAUUUAUUCAAUGGACAGUAUAUAAUUGUAUAAGUAUAGCUCCGAACACCAAGCACUGCCAUGCAGCCUAAUGUGUAACCAGCUUGUAUGUGAUGUGGUGUUGCCUUUCACAAACCAUUCUGAUGACUGUUUUGUAGCAAAAGACGGACAAGAUGUUUUGUGCUUGUGUACAUACCUUACCUUACUAUGCAUGUUUAGUACUAGUUCAGGUUACGCCUGAUACUGGGGUAAAUGUUUCAGUGUGUACUGUAAUGAGGUCAUUGAGUUUGGAUGACUCGACUUUCAUUGCUAGAGUGAUCUGGUUGCCUUGAAUCCUUCCUGUGUAUGUUGUGUUCAGGUCUUUGUCAAAGCCCAAGAUGUCUCAAGUUAAACCACUCAGAUGGCACUCCUCUGUGGCUCUGCAUUUUGAUGCAGCUAAUCCAGCAUAGGUACUGGAUUAGAAAAUCAAAAAACUGUUCUAUUUAUAGUCGCUCUUUUCAGAAACCCAUUUGUUUUAUAGAUUUGUUAAACAAAAUGAUGAUUUAGCAGUGCACCUGUGAAGAUAUGUCUAUUUUUUUAUCACUU
Molecule: messenger RNA, 1618 nt
Organism: Synchiropus splendidus (mandarinfish)
Lineage: Eukaryota; Metazoa; Chordata; Actinopteri; Syngnathiformes; Callionymidae
Gene: med10
Product: mediator complex subunit 10
Exons: 4
Coding region: 120-527 (135 amino acids)
Biological process (GO): positive regulation of transcription by RNA polymerase II
Cellular component (GO): chromatin; mediator complex
Molecular function (GO): transcription coregulator activity
Source: RefSeq, a predicted model, not a curated record